CAAUUUUCUCAUGCGUCAAUUCAGCAUAUUACCCCAUUGACCCAGUGCGGAAACGAAUCAUGCACUCAAUCCAACCGCCACAGACAAGAUCGCCGUCUACCAUGCAGCCCUAAUGCUGCCUCGCCAUGCCUGUGGCCUGAUUGUCGCCCCCUUUUCCACGAUCAUCAACCUAUCAAUAUUGCAGUCUGAUAUUGGAGCGAUCGUGUCCAACUCUACCCCUUGUCAGAUCGUCCCGAAGGUUUCCUCCGUCUUGCUUCUGGGCAGAUACGAACUGUGAACUACGGAGUGAAAGCCAUAGCCUGCGCAUCAUUGCUUGCCGUCGCAAGGCAAAUACGCACCAGCUACGGAUCAGGCUCCACGAGGUUUUGCCUUGUCAAGAUCACAUGUGCUCUCCACGCGAAUCCAGUCAGCGUCCACCACUCGCAGAGUCCAACGCCCUAGGGAUCGUCGCAGUCUUACUGUCUCGCUCAGUGACGCCACCAUGCCAAACCCCAAAAUUUACCUUUAUGCAGAGGCUCUGACUAACAUCCGGCAAUUGACUCUUCAUGCUUCCCUUCAGACCGAGAAGAAUGAGCACACCAAAGUUCUCAUAUCUUCCGACAAGAACAUCAUUACAGCACUCCACGAUGGCGAGUCUUCGAGCAUCUAUUUGCCAACCCAGAUUUCCGGAACAGCAAAAGUGACCUUUCCUACAGACAAAAGGACCGAAUUUUCAGUUCGGUUGCAGAUUGAUGACACUAGUCAGCUCAAGGGUGCACAUGAUGAACCUGGUGGCAUUGAAGUGCCCUGGUGUGCAAGCGACUUGUCCCAGAAGACUGCUAUUCGAUGCAAAAAUUGUAACGCUGAAAUAGUGCAUUCGGGCACAGUCACCAUCUGGAAAGACCUACCAAGUGAUCAUUGGGCAGAGUUAAUGGACAUGUGGUUCUGUCAUAAACCACAUGAAGCGCAUUCGACUGAGGAUGAGGCCGCUAGGUUUAGAGGCUUCUCUUCAAAAAGCAAAAUCGCUGCCACAUCCGGUAUAGGGUUGGUGGAUACCGUCUCUUUCCUCUUACAUCGAGACGACUGCCUCGAGACACAGGCAAUACCCAGUUCGAGGAAAGGAGGCAACAUCAUACGAUGCGGCGCUUGCACAACGGUCGUUGGUUCUUCUCAAGAAGGCGAACCCAGUACCAGGCUCUACAAGUCUCGUUUGCUGGUUGUCCCUGACCAGGGCCAAAGUCCACAGGGAUAUGAUGCUGCUGUCUUUCUCACUGCGCAACUACUGACUUUGAUCGAGAGCUCUGUGAGUCGCAAGGUAGUGAUCUAUGGCGACAAUGGCGAUGAAUCUUUACCUGCACGACAGGGCCUUCUUGUCUGGGUUUUCAACCCUGACAUCUACUAUUCCAGCAGCAAACGCGGACCUACUGCUCACCGUGCCAUGAAGGUCUUUUACAAGGCACUUCCUGAUCCGGAUAAGUUUCUUGAUGCCAACAGCAAUACCCAUGAAGAGCUCCGAAUACCAGAGGAGGAUUUUGUGGACUUCAAGGACACACUAGGCGAAAGCACAGAAAUUCUGCCACAGGCUGCACGGACAUUCCAGGACUGGACGGUUGGCUUACUGGAUCGGUGGGAAACGAACGCGACAGGGUCAUCGAAGAUGGACGAGAAUCCGCUCAACAAGAAAGUCGGAGAAGGUUUUGAGCUAUUCAAGCUCCCAGCUGGAAUGCAAGAGCUUUACCUAUGAUGCAGGAAAAUGUUGAAAACGACAGCCGUAUGCGGGACUGCAAGGCAUCCGAAUGGGGCAGCCGUUCAGCUUGCAUUGAUGCCAGCGUCGAAGUUCUAAAGCUUGGAACAGCUGAUCAUUGCGGGAGUUGGGCUUUCACUCAGGCCCUUGUCCCUGUCCGCAGACUGGCAUCCCGAAUGCCAUUGGAUCUGCCAAACCUACCCAGCUCGAUGAGCGGGCUAUGUUUCCGGCAAAAUACCCAAUCAAAGAGAAGACAAAUCGAUGGCCUCCCUCGAAUCAGAUCGUCUACGCCCGGUGCACUUCUGUGUGGAUGUGCCAGGGAGGGCCAGGCAUAACUGCCGUUGGCUUGUUGAAACAGGAUUUUGUGGCAUGAAGGAGUGCUUCUAGGGUGUACUUCAAGGCUUUGCUAAAACGGGAUGCCUCAAGGGCGUUGGUACGAAAAAUUUCGCGAUUGUCUGCACCUGUUCCCCCUUGGAGGUAGCGUCAGCGGUUCUGCCUUGCCACGCGUAGUAUCCACGUGUCAGCCAUCGUUACCGUUGCCGUAUUCCCUGGUCACUCCCGCCGUAGAGUGCUUUCGGUCACGUGAGCAGGUUUUCAAUCA
Molecule: messenger RNA, 2324 nt
Organism: Exophiala xenobiotica
Lineage: Eukaryota; Fungi; Ascomycota; Eurotiomycetes; Chaetothyriales; Herpotrichiellaceae
Exons: 2
Coding region: 482-1723 (413 amino acids)
Biological process (GO): protein autoubiquitination; proteasome-mediated ubiquitin-dependent protein catabolic process; protein monoubiquitination
Cellular component (GO): cytosol; ubiquitin ligase complex; nucleus
Molecular function (GO): ubiquitin protein ligase activity; ubiquitin conjugating enzyme binding; cyclin binding
Source: RefSeq, a predicted model, not a curated record